AUGUCAGCUGGAACUUAUUAUUUUGUUAUUGUCGGGCAUUCCGACAACCCAAUAUUUGAAAUGGAUUUCAUCCCUGUGACUAAAGAACCGAAGAAAGAGGACAACAGGCAUUUGAAUCAGUUUAUAGCCCAUGCAGCACUUGACCUAGUAGAUGAGCAUAUGUGGAAGGUGACCAAUACUUACUUGAAGUCUGUGGACAAGUUCAAUCAAUGGUUUGUCUCAGCAUUCGUGACUGCAAGCCAGAUGAGAUUCAUAAUGGUCCAUGAUGCUCGCAAUGAGGAUAGCAUUAAGAAUUUCUUCACAGAUGUUUAUGAAGCUUACAUAAAGUUGAUGCUAAAUCCAUUUUACAAAGAAGACACAUUGAUCACAUUGCCUGCUUUUGAGAAAAAGGUUCAGUUUCUAGGUAAAAAAUAUUUAACAUAA
Messenger RNA from Spodoptera littoralis (African cotton leafworm), 423 nucleotides. Lineage: Eukaryota; Metazoa; Arthropoda; Insecta; Lepidoptera; Noctuidae. The record is from the annotation of a GenBank genome assembly.